This is a messenger RNA of Dentiscutata heterogama, 167 nucleotides long. The record is from the annotation of a GenBank genome assembly. Lineage: Eukaryota; Fungi; Glomeromycota; Glomeromycetes; Diversisporales; Gigasporaceae.
AUUCUUCCCCAUGUUCUACUCAACAAAAUUGUAUAUUAUCUAAACCCAAUGUAUUAAUUUCUAAUAUUGUAGAGAACUUGACUAUUAAUUAUGACAUAUCUAACACGAAUGAACAUCAGAACGUUGAGUUUAACAGUCAAGAAAAACUUGAGAUUGUUUCUGACUCA